Molecule: messenger RNA, 2943 nt
Organism: Penicillium atrosanguineum
Lineage: Eukaryota; Fungi; Ascomycota; Eurotiomycetes; Eurotiales; Aspergillaceae
Product: glycoside hydrolase family 35 protein
Exons: 4
Coding region: 1-2943 (980 amino acids)
Biological process (GO): carbohydrate metabolic process
Cellular component (GO): vacuole
Molecular function (GO): beta-galactosidase activity
Source: RefSeq, a predicted model, not a curated record
AUGCGCUUUCUCGCAUAUAUCUCCCUUUUACUGGGAUGCUUGUCGCAUUGCUUUGUCUCCGCGACAAGCGAUGGUAAUUCAACUGAGGUGACCUGGGAUAAAUACAGCCUUUCAGUCAAAGGCGAGCGGGUCUAUGUCUUCUCCGGUGAAUUUCAUUACCAGCGACUUCCUGUUCCUGAGUUAUGGCUUGAUGUGUUUCAGAAGUUACGCGCCAAUGGGUUUAAUGCGGUCUCGAUAUACUUCUUCUGGAGCUUCCACUCCGCCUCGGAAGGUACGUUCGAUUUCGAGACUGGCGCGCAUGAUGUCCAACGAGUCUUCAACUAUGCCAAACAAGCUGGUCUUUACGUGAUUGCUCGUGCGGGCCCCUAUGACAACGCCGAGACCUCUGCUGGUGGCUUCGCCUUGUGGGCCUCCAAUGGCCAGAUGGGCGAAACGCGGACCAGUGCAGAGUCUUACUACGAGCGAUGGCUUCCCUGGAUUUUGAACAUCGGCAAGAUUAUUGCCGCUAAUCAAAUUACAAACGGCGGACCCGUCAUCUUGAAUCAGCAUGAGAAUGAGCUACAGGAAACAGUGCAUUCGGCCACCAAUACCCUUGUGGAGUACAUGGAGCAAAUUGCAGCUGCUUUCAGCGAGGCCGGGGUGGUUGUGCCUAGUACUCACAAUGAAAAGGGCAUGCGCUCGAUGAGCUGGUCGACAGACUAUGAAGAUGUCGGCGGUGCUGUCAAUGUCUACGGCCUGGAUUCUUAUCCCGGUGGUCUGUCGUGUACCAAUCCAGACUCCGGAUUCAACCUCGUUCGAACCUACUACCAGUGGUUCCAGAACUACUCAUACACUCAGCCUGAGUAUCUGGCUGAGUUUGAGGGUGGAUGGUUCCAGCCAUGGGGUGGAUAUUUCUAUGAUCAAUGUGCAGCUGAGCAGUCGCCCGAGUUUGCGGAUGUCUAUUACAAGAACAAUGUCGGCUCAAAAGUGACUCUGCAGAGCUUGUACAUGAGCUUUGGAGGGACAAACUGGGGCCAUAGUGCUGCGCCGGUGGUCUAUACUUCAUAUGACUAUGCGGCGCCUCUUCGUGAAACUCGUGAGGUGAGAGAUAAACUUAAGCAGACAAAGUUGCUUGGCUUGUUCACUCGCGUCUCGUCGGGUCUUCUUCAGACGGAUAUGGAAGGCAAUGGCACGGGGUACACGAGUGACGAUAGUAUCUAUACCUGGGCUCUCCGCAACCCUGACACCCAAGCGGGAUUCUACGUUUUGGCUCAUAGCUCAAGUCCCUCUCGCGACGUGACUACGUUCUCAUUGAAUGUCAAUACCACAGCUGGUGCAAUUACUAUCCCAGACAUCGAACUGGACGGCCGACAGAGUAAGAUUAUAGUCACCGAUUAUCAAGUCGGUAAAGCUUCAAGCUUGCUAUACUCAUCCGCCGAAGUCUUGACAUAUGCCACUCUUGACGAAGAUGUCAUUGUGCUCUAUCUGAAAAUCGGACAGAAGGGAAGCUUCGCCUUCAAGAACCCGCCCGCUCAUUUGACAUUCCAGACCUAUGGCAAUUCGAAAAUGACCUCUGCUACAUCGGAUAACGGGACGCAGUACACCUACACCCAAGGAGAAGGAUCGACUGUAGUCAAAUUCUCCAAUGACGUUCUUUUAUAUCUUCUUGAUCAGGAGACCGCGUGGAACUUCUUCGCUGUGCCUACAACAUCCAACCCACAUGUCUUGCCCAGCGAGCAAAUCCUCGCACUUGGACCAUAUCUGGUUCGGGAGGCCAGUAUUGAUAAAAACACCGUCAGUCUCAUUGGAGACAAUGCGAACACCACGUCGCUUGAAGUCUACCCGGGCAACUCGAAGGUCACCAAGAUCAAAUGGAAUGGCAAAGCUAUCAAAGCUAAAAAGACUGCGUAUGGCAGUCUGAUCGGCUCAGCCCCAGGCGCAGAAGAUGCUAAGAUAAGACUGCCUACUUUGACAUCGUGGAAAUCUCAGGACACAUUGCCUGAGAUCCAAGCCGACUAUGACGAUUCCCGUUGGACUAUCUGCAAUAAGUCUACGACGGUCAACUCCGUUGCUCCUUUGACUCUCCCGGUCCUUUACUCCGGCGACUAUGGUUAUCACGCUGGGACGAAGAUCUAUCGCGGUCGCUUCGAUGGCCAGAAUGCCACGGGGGCCAAUAUCACCGCGCAGAAUGGUGUAGCCGCCGGCUGGGCUGCCUGGUUAAACGGAGCCUAUGUCGGCGGUGCCAUAGGCGGCCCGGACCUGACAUCAACCACGGCAGAGCUCACAUUCAACACUUCUGGUCUUCGCGACACCGACAAUGUCCUGACGGUUAUCAUGGACUAUACCGGCCACGACGAAGCGAACGUCUCGCCCGCAGGAGCGCAGAACCCCCGCGGGCUUCUAGGCGCUACUCUCUUCGGAGCCAACUUCACCUCAUGGCGCAUUCAAGGCAACGCCGGCGGCGAAGCUAACAUCGACCCGGUGCGCGGACCCAUGAAUGAAGGCGGUCUCUACGGCGAGCGCAUGGGCUGGCAUCUACCCGGCUACUCGAUUCCAAAGACCGCAGGCAAGGAAAGCCCGCUGGAUGGGGUCACGGGUGCUGAAGGCCGAUUCUAUACGACCACAUUCACCUUGAAUCUGGACACAGACUUGGACGUUCCGAUUGGGCUGCAGCUCGACGCACCGACCAACACGACGGCUGUCGUGCAGAUCUUUAUGAACGGGUAUCAGUUCGGCCACUAUCUGCCGCACAUCGGGCCCCAGACCCUGUUUCCCUUCCAACCUGGCGUCAUCAACAACGGGAAGAACACGCUGUCGAUUAGUCUGUGGGCGUUGGACGGGGAGGGGGCCCGUCUGAGUCAGGUGGAGCUAGUCGCGUAUGGAGCGUACCGUACGGGGUUCAACUUUGACCACGACUGGGCCUAUCUGCAGCCGGGCUGGAAGGAUCGGAGUCAAUACCAGUAA